CUUGAAUGAUGAAGGAUGUACUGUGACUUUUAUUCUAUAUAUCAUGUACUGGAGAUCCUCUUCAAGUUCAAGUGCAGGAAGCUAUAAGCUAGUAAGAAAUAAGGAAAACAAGAAGCAAGAUCUACUUAGGGAAAGAGCUAUAUCAUGGAAAAUGAUCCACAUGUUGAUACUUCAAAAAUUCUCUAUGAACCUUUACAAGGUGAAGAAGGAAAUGACACUGGUGAAAUCAGUUCAAAUGAAAAUGUUACUCCUUUUGCCAAAGCAGGAUUUUUUAGCACAAUGUCAUUUUGGUGGCUGAAUUCAUUAAUGAAGAAGGGUAAAACGAAAAUUCUUGAAGAUGAAGACAUUCCACAGUUAAGGCAGGCAGAUCAAGCACAGACCUGGUACUUAAUGUAUAUGGAGCAGAUGAGCAAAUUGAAUGAAAAGGGAUCAUCUAAUCCACCUUCAAUGUGGUCAAUGAUCUUUUCAUGCCACCAGAAACAAAUUUUAAUUUCUGGGGUUUUUGCAUUGAUCAAGGUAAUCACAGUUUCCACUGGCCCUUUGCUUCUUAAAGCCUUCAUUGAGGUCGCUGAACGCAAAGCUGCUUUUGCAUAUGAAGGUUAUGCGCUAACAAUGGCAUUGUUUUUAGCAAAAUGUUUAGAAUCUUUGUCGGAAAGGCAAUGGAACUUUCGAACAAGAUUAAUUGGGGUCCAAGUAAGAUCUAUGCUGUCUGCAGCUAUUUAUCAGAAGCAACUACGGCUUUCAAAUGAUGCUAAAAUGAAUCACUCUCCUGGUGAAAUAGUGAACUAUGUAACAAUAGAUGCUUAUAAAUUAGGCGAGUUCCCAUAUUGGUUUCAUCAAAUAUGGACAACAAGCCUUCAACUGUGUCUUGCAUUAUUUGUUGUCUACUAUUCUGUGGGGCUGGCAACUGCAUCAGCUUUAGCCGCUAUCAUAUUGACCGUACUCGCGAGUUCCCCAUUGGCCAAGUUACAGCAUAAGUAUCAGACAAAGCUCAUGGAACAGCAAGAUACAAGACUGAAGGCCAUCUCAGAGGCACUAGCAAAUAUGAAGGUCUUGAAGUUGUAUGCUUGGGAAACACAUUUCAGGAAAGUCAUAGAAGCAUCAAGAAAGGAGGAACUAAGAUCACUCUCAAUAGUUCUAUUUCAAAGAGGGUGUCAAAUGAUUUUGUUUUGGUCGUCUCCUAUUGUAGUGUCAGUGGUUACUUUCUGGUCAUGCUACAUCCUAGGAAUUCCACUUUAUGCUAGCAAUGUCUUCACAUUUUUAGCAAGUUUGCGCAUUGUUCAGGAGCCAGUGAGGCUCAUUCCUGAUGUUGCGACAAUGUUCAUCGAAGCAGAGGUUUCAUUAGAUCGAAUUACAAAGUUUCUGGAGGCACCAGAGUUGCAAAACAAACAUACAAGGCAAAAAGGCAAUGACCUAGAGCUCAAUUUGUCUGUUUUCAUCAGGUGUGCUGAAAUUUCAUGGGAUACUGACCCUUCCUCCAAGGCCACAUUAAGAAGCAUUAACCUAGAAGUUAAACCAGGAGACAAGGUAGCUAUUUGUGGAGAACUUGGAUCUGGAAAAUCAACACUUUUAGCUGCAGUUCUUGGAGAAGUUCCACGAGUCAAUGGCAUAGUUCAUGUUCAUGGAGAAGUAGCCUAUGUUUCACAGACUGCAUGGAUUCAAACUGGGACUAUAAGGGAAAAUAUUCUGUUUGGAUCUACAAAGGAUCAAGUCAGAUAUCAAGAGGUGCUUAAGAGGUGUUCCCUGCUGAAAGACAUUGACCUGCUUCCAUUUGGAGACCUCACUGAAAUAGGAGAAAGAGGUGUUAAUCUGAGUGGUGGACAGAAGCAGCGGGUUCAACUUGCACGGGCGCUUUAUCGGAAUGCAGAUAUCUACCUCUUGGAUGAUCCCUUUAGCGCUGUCGAUGCUCAUACUGCAACCAGCCUGUUCAAUGACUAUGUUAUGGAAGCUCUAUCGGAGAAGACAGUAUUACUUGUGACUCACCAAGUCGAAUUCCUUCCAGCAUUUAAUUCUAUCUUGUUAAUGUCUGCAGGUGAGAUCCUUCAAGCUGCUACAUAUGAUGAGUUGAUGGCUUCUUGUCAAGAAUUUCGAGAACUUGUCGAUGCACAUAAUGAUACGGUUGGUUCUGAAAGGAAUAGGGAAUAUGCUUCUGUAAAAACUACAACUGGAGUUUCCAAAGAAGAGAUUCAAAAGACUUGUAUCAGGGAACAACAAACAGAAGCUUCAGGAGAUCAACUUAUUAAGAGAGAAGAAAGAGAAACAGGAGACACAGGCCUCAAACCUUACAUUCAGUAUUUGAGUCACAGAAAGGGGUUUUUGUUCUGCUUCUUGACAGUUUGUCUGCAUUUCUUAUUUGUAGUUGGACAACUGAUACAAAACUAUUUCUUGGCUGCUGACAUCCAGAAUCCUUAUGUAAGCAAAGUAGAAUUGUUCACUAUCUACUCAGUCAUAGGGUUUAUCUUGGCAGUCCUUUUGCUCUUCAGGAGUUUCUGUCUAGUUAGAUUAGGUUGUGAUGCAGCAGAGUCAAUUUCGUCUACACUGGUCAACUCUCUUUUCCGAGCACCAAUGUCCUUCUAUGACUCUACUCCUCUGGGAAGGAUACUGAGUCGGGUAUCUUCUGAUUUGAAUACUGUUGACCUUGAUGUGGCAUUUAAAUUAGCUGUGUCACUUGGUUCGACUUUGAAUGCUUACACGAGUCUUGGGAUAUUAGCUAUUCUUACCUGGCCAGUCCUUUUUCUCAUCAUACCUAUGGUUUAUCUAUGUAUAGCUGUGCAGAGAUACUACUUCAGUACUGCAAAAGAGUUGAUACGAAUAAGUGGCACAACCAAGUCUUCGGUCGUGAACCACCUUGCUGAAUCCAUUGCUGGAGCCAUGACUAUCAGAGCUUUUGGAGAGGAAGAUCGAUUCUUUUCACAUAGUCUGGAUCUCAUUGAUGCAAAUGCAAGUCCUUAUUUCCACAGCUUUUCAGCAAACGAGUGGUUAAUCCAAUGUCUGGAAAUUCCGUGUGCACUUGUUCUCUCGGCCUCAGCACUUGCCAUGACUUUGUUUCCUCUAGGAGCUUCUUCCUCAGGGUUUAUUGGAAUGGCAUUAUCAUACGGUCUUUCAUUAAAUGUCUUUCUCAUCAUCUCAGUUCAAUACCAAUGCUUCAGAGCAGAAUCAAUUAUUUCUGUAGAAAGGCUAGAGCAAUACAUGCACCUUCCUAGUGAAGCUCCUGAGAUAAUAGAAAGUAGCAGACCGCAAAGCAACUGGCCCACUGUUGGUAAAGUGGAGAUACGCAAUCUGAAGGUCAGAUAUCAACACAAUGCGCCACUUGUUCUUCGGGGAAUAAGCUGCGUCAUCGAAGGCGGGCACAAAAUAGGGAUCGUUGGUCGUACUGGUAGUGGAAAGACAACUCUUAUCAGCACUUUGUUUCGCCUGGUUGAGCCAACGGAGGGAAAGAUCAUCAUAGAUGGCCUUGACAUCUCUACAAUUGGUCUUCAUGAUCUUAGAGCACAUUUUGGCAUCAUCCCACAAGAUCCAACACUCUUUAGAGGGUCUGUCAGAUACAAUCUAGACCCCUUAUCAGAACAUACCGAUCUACAAAUAUGGGAGGUUCUUGAGAAAUGUCAGCUCCAAGAGGCGAUUCGGCAGAAAGAUGAAGGCCUAAACGCUAAAGUUGCGCAAGAUGGAUCGAACUGGAGCGUGGGACAGAGGCAACUAUUCUGUCUUGGACGUGCAUUGCUGAAACGCAGCAGGAUAUUAGUUCUUGACGAAGCUACUGCAUCAAUCGACAAUGCAACAGAUGCAAUCCUGCAGAAAACUAUAAGAACAGAAUUUUCAGACUGCACUGUAAUAACCGUGGCUCACAGAAUACCAACUGUGAUGGACUGCACUAAAGUGCUUGCUAUAAGAGAUGGGAAAUUGGCAGAGUAUGAUGUGCCAUUGAACUUAAUGAAUAAGGAAGGAUCAUUAUUUGGGCAGCUUGUGAAGGAAUACUGGUCACGGUCAACGAACAAUGGUACCUACUAAAAAGAUUGGCAGGAAAGCUGCAACAUAUUGGUAUUUAGUAGAUGCUAAGUCUUGAAAAUCCAUCAAGAUUCGAAGUGUUUUGCUUGGCAGAAAUUGGCUUUGGUUUAAUACAGUAAUUAAUGUGUAUGAGAUUUUUAAAAGCAUUCUUAUUUGUGUGAUAGAAGAGUUGCAAUUUGUUAUUAAAAACCUGUAUACUUCAUAUAUUUGCAGCAUCAGCUAAUUCAAUAGACAUAGUUGUUAAACUUGACACAA
This is a messenger RNA of Populus trichocarpa (black cottonwood), 4260 nucleotides long. RefSeq names its product ABC transporter C family member 10. Gene Ontology annotation, biological process: transmembrane transport. Gene Ontology annotation, cellular component: vacuolar membrane; plant-type vacuole. NCBI's taxonomy places the organism in Eukaryota, Viridiplantae, Streptophyta, Magnoliopsida, Malpighiales, Salicaceae. The record is from RefSeq and is a predicted model, not a curated record. Bases 145 to 4008 code for a protein of 1287 amino acids. The transcript has 12 exons. Gene Ontology annotation, molecular function: ABC-type transporter activity; ATP binding; ATP hydrolysis activity.